GUGACGUUGAGUGCGAGCGACACCGGAUCGCGCUGAUUCAGGAAGCAUCCAGCUGAGAAGAACGUGGAGAGAUCGCGGCGGUGCCCGGUAACUGGAAAUGGAUUAUAUUUCGAACACUGGAACUCUGUCAUUGGCAGCAGGAAUAGCAUGUGGUCUGUUUCUAGGCUGGCGUUUACGUGGUCGCUAUGGACACUCACGAAACAUCAGAAGUAUAGCAGCAAAUGAGGUGGAAAGUGACGCAACUGUUAUGGGAGAGAGUGGCGAAUUCAAGAUGGUAUUAGUUGUCCGGAACGAUUUAAAAAUGGGGAAGGGAAAAGUUGCUGCACAGUGCUCACAUGCUGCAGUAUCUGCGUACAAACAGAUCCUCAAGAGAAAUCCUGAAUUACUGAAACAAUGGGAAUAUUCUGGACAACCAAAAGUAGUGUUGAAAGCACCAGACGAAGAGGCCUUGGUUGACCUCCUUACACAAGCAAAACAACUGGGACUGACCAUUAGCCUGAUACAGGAUGCUGGUCGUACACAGAUAGCACCAGGCUCUCGAACUGUCCUUGGUGUAGGACCUGGUCCGAGUGAUUUAAUUGAUAAAGUGACUGGACAUUUAAAGCUCUAUUGAAGUCACUAGAUUGUAAUAAAAUAUAAAUAUUUGACAAGUCA
This is a messenger RNA of Pseudophryne corroboree (corroboree frog), 654 nucleotides long. It is a transcript of the gene PTRH2, whose product is annotated as peptidyl-tRNA hydrolase 2. NCBI's taxonomy places the organism in Eukaryota, Metazoa, Chordata, Amphibia, Anura, Myobatrachidae. Gene Ontology annotation, molecular function: peptidyl-tRNA hydrolase activity. Gene Ontology annotation, cellular component: cytosol; mitochondrion. The coding region runs from base 98 to 613 and encodes 171 amino acids. Gene Ontology annotation, biological process: negative regulation of anoikis; positive regulation of anoikis. The record is from RefSeq and is a predicted model, not a curated record. The transcript is spliced from 2 exons.